Molecule: messenger RNA, 3206 nt
Organism: Physcomitrium patens
Lineage: Eukaryota; Viridiplantae; Streptophyta; Bryopsida; Funariales; Funariaceae
Product: BTB/POZ domain-containing protein At5g48800
Molecular function (GO): protein binding
Source: RefSeq, a predicted model, not a curated record
GCAUCUGCAAUAUUGAUGUACCGCAACGCACUUCCUGCUCACUUGCCAUGGUGAAUCUGUUUUUUCUACCCUUGAUUUUCUACACUUGAUUUUCCGCCUCUUCACGUGCUGUAAUACUGGCUUUUUCAGCGUUGGUAAAUAACGGUUUCAUAUUGAAGCAGCAUAGCCCUUCUCAGCCGAGUACGAACUUUACAUCUGCCAAAUCCCUCCAUCCCUCCAAGCCUCCCUACCUCUGCCAGCUUGUGAAGUUCUGCAGAAGAGGAGGAAUCCGGAGCUGCUGUUGAAUACGGCAAGGCAUUUCUGGCAGUCAUACGGAAGGGGUCUUGCCUCAGGCGAAAUCCAUCUGGUGGUCCUCUUUCUCCUUCAUCCCUUCGGUGCUCUGCAGAAUGUUCAUGUGUACGCUGACGCUUUUCCUCUUGGGUGCAUCAUGAGCACUGGCUUGCACGGCAUCUGAUUAUGCUUGAGGAGCCUUAAUAGAAAGAGGCGAGAGCACGAUACGACGGGGAUUAGGUCGUUCGAAGGGUGUAGAAUCACAAAACAGAUUCAGAGUUUAGGAGUUUGGACAACAAGAGGGAAACAGAGUUGAAGUCGGGGCUGGUUUAAAAGCUGCGGAUUCACUCUAAGAGACGAGUCGGAGGACUUGGCGAAGAAGUGAAAUUGCAGUUGCAGGGGAUACUAUAGAGAAGGCAAGCUGGAAGAAAGAGGAGUAAAAUCGGAUUGGUUAGCGAGAACGCGUGCAGACAUGGCGGUAACGCCAAAGUUUGAUACGUUGAAGCCGCUACCCGCCCGGAGGCACUCGCUUGACAUCGUGACAGGGCGAAGAACCUCACGUGCUAGCUUCUCUAUGAAGCGCACGAAUGAGUGGGUAUUAACGACGGAUGUUCCUAGCGACAUAGUUGUCGAAGCCGGGGGUAUGAAUUUCUCGUUACACAAGUUUCCAUUGGUUGCAAGGAGUGGACGUAUAAGGAAACUUGUAGCAAAUUUGGCAGACAGCGAGAAUCCCAAUUUGCUGCAGCUUACAGAUGUACCUGGUGGUGCCGAAGCUUUUGAUCUAGCUGCUAAGUUUUGUUACGGCAUCAACUUUGAGAUCACAACGUCAAAUGUAGCUGUAUUGCGAUGUGCUGCGGAGUAUUUAGAUAUGACAGAAUCUUACGGAGAAAACAACCUGGUGGCACGAACUGAGGCCUUUCUUUCAGAGGUCGUCUUACAAAGUUUGGCGGACUCCAUUGCUGUUCUACAUAACUGUGAGAAUCUUCUUCCACUUGCAGAAGACCUGGGAAUUGUGAGCAGGUGCAUAGAGUCUGCAGCAACGAAAGCUUGCAGGGAACAGAACAGCAAUGCCGUUGGUCGCUCUGAAUUUGGGGGCUCAGGUCGUUCUGAGAAUUUUAAGCUUUCCAGUAGCAGUAACCUUUCACAUGCCAGCAAAGUUCCCAUGGCAGACUGGUGGGCCGAAGACUUGGCUGUUCUGCGUAUUGAUUUUUAUCAAAGGGUUCUAGCUGCCAUGAGAAUGAAGGGCUUACGGGUAGAGAGUAUUGGAGGGGCGCUCAUGCAUUUCGCUCAACGAUCUUUGAAAGGACUUAACAGAAAACAAAACGGGCGAAGCGAUUUGAAACCUCCAAAGAUAAAGGUUCAUGAUACUUCUACAGCAAUGGAGCACGAACAACGUAUUUUGGUGGAAACUAUUGUCAGCUUGCUGCCUCCUGAAAAAAACACAGCGUCGUGCAGCUUCUUGUUUGGAUUACUCCGAACAGCAAUCAUUUUAGAUACAACCUUGGCAUGCAGACUAGAUCUCGAGAAGCGAAUUGGGAUGCAACUGGAGCAGGCUACUUUGGAUGAUUUGUUAAUUCCUUCCUUCUCCUACACAGGAGAUACCUUGUUCGACAAUGACAUAGUUCAUCGUAUCGUUGUCAACUUUCUGCAACAAGAUGACAGCGAAGAUUCACAAGUUGCUCAUCCGAUGUACGAUUCAGAUGGUGGAGGCUCUCCUUCUCAGAGUGCAAUGAUGAAAGUAGCAAAGCUUGUUGAUAGCUAUCUAGCUGAAAUUGCACCUGAUGCAAACCUUAAGCUCUCCAAGUUCAUUGCUCUGGCUGAAAUCUUACCUGAUUACGCAAGAGUUGUGGACGAUGGACUAUACAGAGCAAUCGAUAUUUAUCUCAAGGCACAUCCGGCAUUGUCGGAGGUAGACCGAAAGAAAAUAUGCAAGUUGAUGGAUUGCCAGAAACUAUCACAGGAGGCUUGCACACAUGCAGCCCAGAAUGAAAGACUACCGGUGCAAGUGGUUGUUCAAGUUCUUUACUUCGAGCAGGUGCGCAUGCGAAAUGCUCUAGCAGCAGGAGCUUUUGUCGAUGCAGUAGACUCUGGUGGUGGACACUAUCAGCAUCGAUUGGGCAGUGAGAAUUUGAGCGCUUCUCAUUCACCAAAAGAAAAUUACUCGGUCAUUCGACGAGAGAACCGAGAAUUGAAGUUGGAACUGGCUCGCAUGCGAAUGCGAUUAACUGACCUGGAAAAAGAUCACGCCUUAAUGAAGCAAGACAUACAUGAGAAACCAAUCAAGAGUUCCAAGUCAACAGUUGGUAGGAAAUUAAGCAGAUUGAACCCUUUUGCUCGCAGAGACUCGAAGGACUUGAGCUCCAGUAACGGGAGUGGCAAGCCUGUUCAUACCCCAGACCCUAGUUCACGAAGUGGGUUUGGAAGAAGACCGCGGAGGCACUCAAUCUCUUAGUUUUGCUCUGGCUUCGCAGAUUAGACACAAGUUUACCAGCACUAAAAUGAAGUUGGGGAAGUGAUUCGUUUGCAUGCGCAUGAUAGGAAGUCACCUGUUCAUGCUUUUGCGACGCCUGUACAUGUGUACAAUUAUAGAGGAACUAGGUUGGGGCUUUGGGCUAGGGUGCGGGCUCUUAGCAGGUGGUAGCCUGCGCAGGAGCAUGAAAUAAUUAGACGUAGAAGGAAGGUCCAGCUAGGUAAGAGUCGCUAAAGCUGCUUUGUAGCAGUAGGAAAAGGUAAAUUGGUAGAGAGCACUGAAUUUUGAAUGUCAUAAGUUAGAUCACUUCCCUUUGCACUUCUAAGCUCUUUUUUCUCCGGCUGUCUGCGAUUAUUGAGUUGUGACGGAGUGUUCAAAUAUGUGAGGUGUUAGAUACAAAAAUGACAACCUAGACAAGUUUCGUAUAUAUUUUGAAAAAAUUAAUAAGCAUUCCAAGUUCAACAGU